Molecule: messenger RNA, 2145 nt
Organism: Plectropomus leopardus (leopard coralgrouper)
Lineage: Eukaryota; Metazoa; Chordata; Actinopteri; Perciformes; Serranidae
Source: RefSeq, a predicted model, not a curated record
GAGAGGGAGGGUCAGAACGCUUCAAUGAGAACCACAUGGAGGGAGGAGAGAGCUGCAACCAAACAGAGAGAGAGGGGCCAACGCGAGCCGCAGAGACGCAUGAAGAAGAGCGAGAGAGCAGCUGAAGGAAAACAUCUGAGCCUCCAGGACCAGGACCGAGGUCAGACCAGGGACCACAGGCUGCACGACAACCAGAGCCAGAAUCAGGACCACAGACCAGGAGCAGCCCAGUCCACCAUGUCAGAGUCCAUCAGGAGAAAAAGCUCCAGCAGACAGCUCCUGCAGAACCUGAUCAGUUUGACGGCCCAGCGGAGCCAGGAGGAUGCGGAGGAGUUGGAGCGGGAGCGAAGGAGGAGAGCCAGGGAGACGCAGAGGGAACAGAGGAGCCCUUCCUGGCCGGAGCCGCCCCAACACAACGAGCUCUGCACACACAGCACAGAGUUGGAUGAGGAGCUGAAGCCCAGAUGUUGUUUGGUUCUGGAGGAGGACGAAGGCUUCAGCGACUGGAGUCACCGGCUGGAGAGUCGUAAUGAGCAGGAGGUGCAGGAUGACUGCAGGGCCAGAGUGCAGAGACCGCCACAGUGGAAACCGGAGGCUGAAGAGGAGAAACAGCAGCAGGAGAAAGAGGAGGAGGAGGGAGGUGAACCACAACAAAGCAGUCAGUCCCAGGAAGCUUCAACAAGACCUCCAGAGAAGUUGUCCAGCAAUAGAAAAGAGGGCAGGAUGUCAUACAGCUCAUCGGUCUUCAUGUCACAGGACGCCAGGCUGCAGCACGCCAUGGGCCAACCAGCAGACAGGACAUCAUACCUGGCAGCGGGGACGAUGAGGCCACGUGGAUCGGCCUGCAGGGUGGAUGGGGAGGUGGAGCAGGAGAAACAGAAGGGAGGGGUGCAGGAGAUGCAAGCUGCUCUGCAGAGGGAGUGGCGGUCUGUAGAAACCAGACAGAGCCCCAGAGAUGAAGAUGAUCAGGAAGAGGAAGAACUGAGCUUCACACAUGAAGAGAAGGCAGACCUUCAUCUCAGGAGGGAGGAGAAACAGCAGGAGGAUGAGGAGCAGAAAGACCGGGAGGAGGAAGAGCACAAGACUCCAGACAAGAGGCCAGUGGAGGGCAGGAGGAGUGAGGAGGUGACCAGAAGAUCUGCAGUUUCUCUCUGCAGCAGCAGCGAAGGCGAAGAGUCAGUUAACUACGGCCCCAUGAGCCCGACAUUUAAGAAACUCCUCAUUCAGUUUUAUCCAGAUGAAGUGAACAGCAGAGUCUCAACAGACGGUAAAUGCACGAUCAUAGAGAGAGCUGAGUCUCUGAAGAAAAGCACCAGCAACAUAAAGAAGACGCCACCUCCCGUGGCUGUUUCCAAGAUCGACAAGAAACUGGAGCAGUACACACACGCUCUCGAGGUCUCCUCAAAGGAAGGCAGAUCAGGCCAUCAGGUGAUGACGGACCUGACGAGUCCCUCUGAACCCGUCUCCUCCAAGAAGACCCUGUUUGAGGCCGGAGAAGCCUGGAACCAGAACGCCAUCUCAUUCACGCCAUCUAAGGAUGCAGAUGGUUUAAAAGUCGGCGUUGCUGAUCUCAUCAGUCAGUGGGUGAGAGGAAGUGAAGAUGGGAGCAGGUGCAGCUCGCCCUCCAGACCUGCAGACAUGAAACAUGGUGGUGUUUUGAACAAGAAGAAUUUAUGGGAGAGUUUUGGUGACACAUUAUCUCCUGGACGUGAAGGGAAGGAGAGCUCCACUAGUAAAAGAUAUAAGUUUGUGGUGACGGGUCACGGGAAGUAUGAGAAGGUUUCUGUGGACAGCGACUGCAAUGACGAUGCAAACUGUCAGUCAGCUGGACACUUCUAUGAAGAUUUGUGAAACACACGAUGGACUUUGAAUUUUGGAUUAUCAAAAAACAAUCUAUAUCACUUCACCAUUCUUUGUAUUUCAAUCUUUAGAUUGGAAAUGUGCUUCAAGCCUGUUGUAAUAACAAUUUUCUUGUGACACUUUGGUAUCAUAUUACAAAAGGUAGUGCAGCAAAUACAUUUUUUUCUGUUUAUAUUUUGCAGGUAUUCGUUUGAUCCUGUGAAUAAUAAUCUCAGCUGUGGUAAAUCUUUUAAUACGAUAAUAUAACUUCAAUUAAACACAUUUCCGAUGUUUGUUUCCUCAGUA